AUGACACCUGGAGUUACAUACGUAAACGCUGAUUCAGUAUCAUUAUAUCUUAAUUAUGAACAGGAAUUUAAUGAUACUGCUAUAUCAGAUACAAGAAAUGAUAGUGGUUCCGGUGGAAAUCCUGGACAAAUAUGUGGUAAAAUGGUUAAAAAUUGUCCUGAUUUUACUACACCAUGCCAACAGAUUGGUAGAUACUUAAUUGAAAUAAAGCAAAAACACCAUUCUAAUAGCCCUAAACGUUGUAAAUACUUGAAGUAUAGGAUAAAUUCAGACAAUAAUUAUAACAAUCCUAAUUUGCUCCAGAUAUAUAAAGAAUUUUCAUCCAAAACAGAAAAUGUAUGCAAAGAGGAAAUAAAAACUAUUCAGCAGGAAUCUUUAAAAAAUCUUAAAGAACUAUAUAGCUAUUAUGAUAAUUUCAACAAAUUUAAGGGUAAAGACGAAGAUUCCGGUGGUCAUAUUUGUAGUGAUAUUAAUAAUCUUUAUAGCUUGUAUAAGAGUAAUUACGAAAAAUGUCAAAAAAAUAGUGAUGACGCUUUUUGUGAGGAGUUAUCCAAUUUUAAGGAAGCAUAUGAAAAUAAAAUGAAAACGUUAACUCCAUGCGAUGGUUUACCAAUAACUUUACCCACAAAAUUACUACAAACAUUAGAACCUGAAAAAACAGAUCAUGUAUUUAUUCCCAGUCUAACAACGGCUCUCAUAUUACUAAUAUCUUUCACUUUAUUUUUUUUAUAUAAGUUUACUCCAUUGAAAUCGUGGUUACAUAAUCAUUUGCGAAGGAAAAAAAUAAUUGAAUUUAACAAUAUUGCAAAAGAAACAAGAGAAUCAUUACAAAGCACACAAGAAGUUAUAAACAUAAGUUAUGACGAAAACCUUCAUAAUAUAGGCUACCAUCCUCAAAGAGAAACUUAA
Messenger RNA from Plasmodium malariae, 909 nucleotides. RefSeq names its product PIR protein. The transcript is spliced from 3 exons. The coding region runs from base 1 to 909 and encodes 302 amino acids. Lineage: Eukaryota; Apicomplexa; Aconoidasida; Haemosporida; Plasmodiidae. The record is from RefSeq and is a predicted model, not a curated record.